AUGUCCGCUCAGAACUCCGCAGGCAUUCAGACCCUCCUCGAUGCUGAGAGAGAGGCUCAGAAGAUUGUUCAGCAAGACCGCACGAAGCGAGUGAGGGACGCCAAGUCCGAAGCGCAGAAGGAGAUCGAGGAAUACAAGAACCAAAAGGAGGCCGAGUUCAAGAAGUUCGAGGCUGAGCACUCCAGCGGGUACAAGAAGGCUGAGGACGAUUCGAACAAGGAGGCCGAGGUGAAGCUCCAGGAGAUCAAGGACGCCGGCAGCAACAAGGGCAGCAAGGUUGUGGAUGAUCUGAUCCAUGCGACUGUGGACGUGAAGCCCGAGCCGUCGGAGAAGAUCCUGGUCAAGACAUAA
Aspergillus steynii IBT 23096 is the source of this 351-nucleotide messenger RNA. RefSeq lists its product as uncharacterized. The coding region runs from base 1 to 351 and encodes 116 amino acids. The record is from RefSeq and is a predicted model, not a curated record. Gene Ontology annotation, cellular component: vacuolar proton-transporting V-type ATPase complex. Gene Ontology annotation, molecular function: proton-transporting ATPase activity, rotational mechanism. Gene Ontology annotation, biological process: proton transmembrane transport. The transcript has 5 exons. NCBI's taxonomy places the organism in Eukaryota, Fungi, Ascomycota, Eurotiomycetes, Eurotiales, Aspergillaceae.